Molecule: messenger RNA, 1683 nt
Organism: Penicillium salamii
Lineage: Eukaryota; Fungi; Ascomycota; Eurotiomycetes; Eurotiales; Aspergillaceae
Source: the annotation of a GenBank genome assembly
AUGGUCAACACAACGUCCACUGAGUCUUCGAGCUGGGAUUUCACCCAGGUGCACGACCUAUUACGGUCGCCAACCUAUGGGAGUACCUUGAGACCCAGUCGCCACCCCGAACCGAUCGCCCCCUCGAUCCAGGACCAACAGACCAAUACUGCUGACUAUGAUUCUGUCAUCAACCCCAAGACUCUGACCACCCGGGGUAGCCACACCAAACUAGGGGACUUUAAUUCACUCUGGGAGCUUUUGAAUCAUGGCCCCGCUCCUGUUAGCCUGACGCCACCUUUGGUCACUACAAAGACCAAACCAUCAAAUACCGAAUCACCAUCCAAAACCACAUCAGUUUUUGGAACACUCGAUCAAACAGUUGGCAGUAUCUUAGUGCGUGACAACCCUGUCACUGCAUCCCUUCCAAUCGUUUCGACCGACCAUGAUACCCAAGACAUGAAGCGUUCGACUGUUGCCAGCCAUGCUUCCCAUUCUCCCACUCCAACACAACCAGUGUCGAUCUUGAAGAAAGCAGCGGAUGAAAAAUGCCCUGGAAAACCCGUCACUGUGAAAUUCGAUAAACCACGUACUCCAACCAAAUAUGUCUCCACAAACGGAAGCUCUAGCGAUACGCCCAAGGCCAAAGUCAAGCCGAAGAAGCAAGACAAACCCAAGCAAGUCCAUACUCGCACUGAACCCAUCUCUUCAGAAGGUAGUGCCGGUGUUGACUCAGACUCGAGCGCUGUUUUUGAUCGUCCUUUGUCCAAGAGGACUGGAGCUUUGUCACUUGUUCCGGCUCAAAUUGGUACGCCUGAAGCGACGAAUAACCGCUACGACACCCCACCAUCUUCAUAUGACGACCAAGAGUGGAGUCUGAACGCCGACAUUAUCAGAAACGGUAUUCGUGUUCGGUCCACCUUGUACAAGUCACCGACGGAACGCAGAGUCACAUUGAUGACCAGACUUUUGAAGGAGUUUCCCGGCUAUGCCCAACUUGUCUCCCAAGUAGGACAAGUUGUGCAAACUCACACCAAGAAAAGUCCUGCUUCGCCCCCUAUUCAUAUCUUCGUUGAUAUGUCCAAUAUUAUGGUGGGAUUCCAUGAUUCAGUCAAAGCCUCGCGAAAUAUUUCUCAAUCAACUCGCAUCCGUCGUGUCCACAUGUCGUUUAGUAACCUGUCUCUCAUCAUGGAGCGAGGCCGUCAAGCCGCCAAGAGAGUCUUGGUGGGCUCCGAUCGCCUCCCUUCUAUCCAAGAAGCUGAAACGCUGGGUUAUGAGACCAACAUUUUAGACCGUGUACAAAAGGUGAAGCACACCACACCCCGUCGCAACAAAUUCCGAAAGUGUCCAGCCUCCGACUCCCAGGGGGCAUCCAGUGGACCUGAAACGGUCGCCGCCUCUGGGGAGCGUUGGGUUGAGCAAGGUGUGGACGAAAUUUUGCACCUGAAGAUCCUGGAGAGCCUGGUGGAUACUGAUGAACCUGCCACCAUUGUUUUGGCCACCGGUGAUGCGGCAGUUGCCGAGUUUUCUGGCGGGUUUAUGAAGAUGGUUGAACGGGCGCUGCAACGCGGCUGGACAGUUGAGCUUGUGAGCUUCGCGCAGGGAACUAGCUAUGCGUAUCGAAAGAAGGAGUUCCGGGCGCAGUGGGGAGAUCGAUUCCGCAUUGUCGAGCUGGAUCCUUAUGUUGAGGAAUUAUUUGAAUAA